This is a messenger RNA of Chaetomium globosum CBS 148.51, 1620 nucleotides long. RefSeq lists its product as uncharacterized. The transcript has 3 exons. The coding region runs from base 1 to 1620 and encodes 539 amino acids. The record is from RefSeq and is a predicted model, not a curated record. Gene Ontology annotation, biological process: transmembrane transport; oligopeptide transport. NCBI's taxonomy places the organism in Eukaryota, Fungi, Ascomycota, Sordariomycetes, Sordariales, Chaetomiaceae. Gene Ontology annotation, molecular function: dipeptide transmembrane transporter activity. Gene Ontology annotation, cellular component: membrane.
AUGGCGUCAGACCCGACCAGCGUCGCUGUGAGCGACGAUGUCCACGCCAUUGUCAAGGACAAGGAGACCAAGCUGGCCCCCGCCCUGUCCGCUCAGGAAGACAACAAUCUAGGCAUCAGCGUCGCUACUGCUGAUGGCGAUUCCCCGACCGAGGAGGAGCUGCACACUCUGCGCCGAGUGCCUGACAAGAUCCCCUGGAGCAUCUAUACCAUUGCCUUCAUCGAGCUAUGCGAGCGCUUUUCGUAUUACGGUACGACGGCGGUCUUUACCAACUUCAUCCAGCAAAAAAUGCCUGAAUACUCGACCACUGGCGCCAGCUACGACAUCGAGCAUGGGCAAGCUGGUGCCCUGGGCCUCGGCCAGAGGACAGCGUUUGCCCUGACCACCUUCAACUCGUUCUGGCAGUACACCCAUGCCCCUAUUUGGAUGGUUGUCAGGACACUGCCGGGCGGCGAGCGCGUUGUCGUCGAUCCCGCGGCGACAGCUUCGCGCGUGUACCACUACUUCUACCUGUUCAUUAACAUCGGCGCCCUGUGCGGUCAGAUCGCCAUGGUCUACUGCGAGCACUACGUCGGCUUCUGGCUGUCUUUCACGCUCCCCACCAUCCUUCUCUCCCUCUGCCCUCUGGUCCUGCUCUGGGGCCGCCGUCGCUACAAGCGCGUCCCGCCCGAAGGUUCCGUCCUCGGCCGGUCCUUCAAGCUUUUCUUGCUCGCCAACAAGGGCCGCUGGUCCAUCAACCCCGUUAAGACAUACCGGCAACUACACGACGGCACCUUUUGGGAAAAUGUCAAGCCGUCCAAGUUUGACGCUGCCUCCAAGCCCAAGUGGAUGGACUUCAAUGACGCUUGGGUUGACGAGGUUCACCGUGGUUUCAACGCCUGCGCUGUCUUUUUGUGGUACCCCCUUUUCUGGCUUUGCUACAACCAAAUCAACAACAACUUGGUUUCGCAGGCCGCUACUAUGCAGGUCGGCGGCGUUCCCAACGAUGUCAUGAACAACCUCAACCCCUUCGCCCUGAUCAUCAUGAUUCCGCUGCUCGAUAGCGUCGUCUACCCGGCAUUGCGCAAGAUGCGCAUUAACCCUACCCCCCUCAAGCGUAUUGCCAUCGGUUACUACGUCGCGGCCGGCGCCAUGAUCUGGGCUUGUGUCAUCCAAUACUACAUCUACCAGAAGAACGAGUGCGGCAACUACGCCAACGGCCUGGUCCCCGGCACCGACGUUGAGUGCGCUCGUUCCCCGCUCAGCAUGUGGGCGCAGACGGGCUCCUACGUGCUCAUUGCCUUCUCCGAGAUCAUGGCCUCCAUCACCUCGCUCGAGUACGCCCACUCCAAGGCGCCCGCCAACAUGCGCUCCAUGGUGCAGUCGGUGGCCCUGUUCAUGAACGCCAUCUCGUCCGCCAUCGGCUUCGCCCUCGUGCCCCUCGCCGACGACCCGCUCCUCGUCUGGAACUAUGCCGUCGUCGCCAUCCUUGCCGUCUUUGGCGGCACCAUGUUCUGGAUCCAGUUCCGCCACCUCGACAAGCAGGAGGACCAGCUCAACAUGCUGCCCAAGGGCGCCAUCGGCGACAAGGUCUCCAAGGCCAAGUUCGAGGACGACGAAAAGUCCGAGGUUCGGGUUUGA